Molecule: messenger RNA, 1744 nt
Organism: Hypomesus transpacificus
Lineage: Eukaryota; Metazoa; Chordata; Actinopteri; Osmeriformes; Osmeridae
Product: protocadherin alpha-3-like
Exons: 1
Coding region: 29-1744 (571 amino acids)
Biological process (GO): homophilic cell-cell adhesion
Cellular component (GO): plasma membrane
Molecular function (GO): calcium ion binding
Source: RefSeq, a predicted model, not a curated record
ACCUCCCAGAUCCGGUACUUUAGAGAUAAUGAUACAUGUUAUGGAUAUCAAUGACAAUAAUCCAGUGUUUAGCAAAUCACUGUAUAAAGUGAAAGUUGCAGAAAAUAUUGAUAUUGGAUCAAAAAUACUACGUGUCUCAGCCACAGAUAAAGACGAAGGUAUAAACGGUGAUAUAAUGUACUCUUUCGUUGGACACGGGAAUGCUAAAGGUUAUGAAAUGUUUUCUAUAGAUCCUUAUUCUGGAGAAAUAUCAGUGAGAGGUGACCUUGAUUAUGAGGUAAACGUUGGUAUUGAGCUGCGCGUGCAGGCGGCUGAUCAAGGACAACAUCCUAAAACUACCCAUUGCAAAGUUUUAGUAGAAGUCAUCGACAUGAAUGAUAACGCGCCACAGAUAUCAGUGACGUCACUCAUGAGCACAGUUAGGGAAGAUUCUGAGUCUGGGGCUGCGGUGGCGUUAGUAAUGCUGUCUGAUAAAGAUGGCGGUAAAAAUGGAGUUGUAAACGGCCACAUCAGCGGAACUGUUCCGUUUAAACUGCAGUCUUCUUAUAAAAACAAGUACUCUCUGGUAGUGGACGGACCUUUAGAUAGAGAGCGUCACCCCCAGUACAACAUCACCAUCACAGCCGUAGAUGAGGGAACCCCCCCUCUCUCUAGCACCAGUGUUGUUACUGUGCACAUUUCUGAUGUGAACGACAACCCACCCCGCUUCCCAGAGCCCAUUGUCAACGUGUAUUUAAAAGAAAAUAGUCCAGUUGGAGACAUGGUGGUUAGUGUGAAUGCAUAUGAUGCUGAUGAAAAAGAAAACGCGCAUUUAUCAUACUCUAUAAAAAGUAGUGGCAUGUCCUCCUCGCUAUUCAACAUUAAUGAUUUAACAGGCGAAAUAUACAGUCUCCAGUCGUUUAACUACGAAGAAAUGAAACGAUUCCAGUUCCAAGUUCAGGCCACAGACGGUGGUGUUCCUCCUCUGAGCAGCAACGUGACUGUGAACGUUUUUAUCCUGGAUGAGAAUGACAACACUCCUGUUAUUCUCCUGCCCUAUUCUGACCAAGGCUCUGUCAACUCUGAGAACAUUCCCUACUCUGCUGAAGCGGGCUACUUUGUGGCCAAGAUCAGGGCUGUAGAUGCAGACUCUGGUUACAAUGCGCUGCUCUCUUAUCACAUCUCUGAACCAAAGGGGCCAAAUCUGUUCAGAAUUGGAAGCAGCAAUGGAGAGAUCAGGACUAAGAGACGCAUGAGUGACAAUGACUUAAAAACUCACCAGCUGGUCACAGUGGUGUCUGACAAUGGAGACCCUUCCCUGUCUGCCACUGUGUCUAUUGAUGUUGUGGUGGUUGAAAGUACAGGUGACAUGCAGACAACUUUCAGACAGCUACCAGUAAAGGAGGAGAGUUUCUCAGAUCUAAACCUGUAUCUGCUCAUCUCCAUAGCCUCAGUAUCAGUGAUAUUUCUACUGAGCCUCAUCAGUUUAAUUGCGGUAAAAUGCCACAAGACAGACGGCAGUUUCAGCAGGUACAGCGCCCCAAUGAUAACCACCCACCCUGACGGGAGCUGGUCUUACUCCAAAUCUACUCAGCAGUAUGACGUGUGUUUUAGCUCAGACACAAUGAAGAGUGACGUGGUAGUUUUCCCCACGUCGUUUCCACCUGGUGACGGGGAGCUGAUCAGUAUCAAUGGAGGAGACACUUUCAGUAGGACUCAAACUCUGCCCACCUGCGAGAAGGUAAGGAUAUCGCAUACUUUUUAA